AUAGCAGAGAUAGUCCAAGUGACAUUCUUAAUGCCUUAAUAGACUUUAAAAUAUUGCCCACAAGUAAAAUGAUCAGAAAUGAAGAGGCUCCACCACUACCGAAAAGACAGUUACGCGUCGCAUAUAAGUCCCAAGAAGACUACCUUGCUGAACAAUUCUAUCUGUUUGUUGAGGACUUUCUUGGUCCACUGAGGCAAGGAAUAAAGGAAUUCAUGGCAAAUACAUCAAAUUCUUUAGAAAAUGGAAACGAAAAAUUUAGACCCAAAAGUAUAAGAAUUUAUGAAGGAGUACAUAUUCUAGAACGAAAGUGUGUCCUUGAUUCUGGAAUAGUUGUUGAAAUUAAGUUUGAUACAAAAAAACACAAGUUGGUUAAAUGGGAUUUCUGUAGCUUUUUGAAAUAUGGAAAUAUCGUUUGCUUAACAUACGACAAUUGUGACACACUUCUUUAUGCAUUAAUCGCAGAGCGAAAAACUAAGAACUUGAAAGAGGGGAAAAUUUCCCUGAAUAUAAUUGGUAAAAAAUUUUCCGCUUUUGAAGAAAUGAAGGCAGCUGCAAACGGAAGGAUUGUUAUGCUGGAAAGCACAUCCUUCUAUACUGCCUACCGACAUACAAUUACGUCAAUGAAAUCAAUGGCCGAAAGAAUGCUCCGCCGUGAAAGAGAAGUUAUUCCGUUCUCAAAAUAUAUUGUCGAUCUCAAAACCCGUAUCGCUGAACCUCGUUACAGCAUAUUAAGUAAUGGUGAUUUCGAUUGUUUAGUGCGAGAUAAGGCAAUGAAACAUAAUUAUAGCAGAGUACCACUCCUCAAAACAAAACAUUGGCCAAAAGCAGAAGAAUUAGGCAUGGACGGAGACCAACACAGGGCGCUUAGACUCUGUCUCACCAAAGAGCUUGGAAUUUUACAAGGACCCCCAGGAACAGGCAAAACAUGGAUGGGACUAAAGAUCGUAGAGUUUAUGAUAAAUAACAGACUUGGAUGCAGUGAACGAGGAAGGAACCCCAUAUUGUUGCUUAGUUAUACUAAUCACGCGCUCGAUCAAUUUUUCAAUGCUUUAUUUGAUAUUGAAAGUCUUCAAAAACUAUUACAUCGAUCAGAACCACCAUUUGUUCGCAUUGGUUCGCAGAGUAAUAUCGAAAGAAUUAAAGCGGUCAGUCUAACAGAGAUCAGGAAAAAACAAAGGCAUAGCAAUUCAAAAGCACACCGAAAAAACAUUUUCGAUUUAAAACAGAAGUUGCAUGAGAACGAACUGUGGAAAGAGAAGACCAAGAGCAGUGUCAUUUCUCCAGAUCAUUUGUAUUCCAAGGGAUGCAUUUCAAAAGAACAUAUAGAUUCGCUCAAGCAGCAAGGCGCCGAUUACAAAAAAAUUAUUUUCGAAUGGCUUGAAUUAAAAAAUCCAACCUUUAGUGAUUCAGUCUUAACAACGAACUUCACGGUUAAUCAAAAUAAUCAAAUAACACUUGAUGCAGACGAUGAAGAAGACUUCAAAUCACAAUUGGUUGAAAGAAUUGUGGAUUAUGCUGAUGAUCUGCACUUUGACGAAAAGAAAUUUCUUCGGGGAGUGUUAUCAAAUCUAGUUGUGUCUGAGGAGCUUCUGGUUCCUAAAAAGGAAUCAUUCUUGCAUCCUUUUUGGAAAGCACUCAGCUUAAAGAACAGAGAGAAAAUACUAAAAUAUGUCUCCAUGAGAUUCCGUCUUUAUGGCGAAAUGAUGGAGAAGGAAGUAAAUAAAGUUAAAAAUGUUUGGGAACUUUCUAUCGAUGAUAGGUGGAGGCUCUACAAGUUCUGGAGAGGGAAAUUUCAAGAACUGCUUCGUCAAGAAGAAAUCACACUAAUGCAAGAAUUUGAAGAGAAAAACAAAAUAUACCUAAAAGAGAAAAAAAUUGAUGAUAUUAAAAUCGUCUCUAACUGUUUUCUUGUCGGCAUGACAACAACAGGAGCUGGGAUGAAUAUCCUACAAGAAGUGCUUCCCAGAAUUGUCAUUGUGGAAGAAGCGGCUCAGGUCAUGGAACAACAUAUUUUAGGUUGUCUGACGAAAAACGUAGAACAUCUUAUACUCAUAGGUGAUCACCAACAACUCAGACCAGCCGUUCACAAUUAUGAAUUGUCAAAAACUCACAAAACUGACGUUUCCUUGAUGGAGAGACUAGUGUUAAAUAGAAUGCCAUACGAAUGUCUUUCACAGCAACAUAGAAUGCGUCCAGAAAUAUCUGCAAUGCUUACUCCCACUAUAUACAAAACACUGCGAAAUCAUCCAAGUGUAUUAGACUAUGAACGUAUUCGAGGGAUAAAGAACGAUAUUUUCUUUUUUUGCCAUACAAAUCGAGAGAGCCAGUCAGAGAACUCAACAAGUCAUAAAAAUGCAUUUGAGGCAGAGAUGAUUGCAAGAUUGUGUCUAUACUUGUUCUUACAAGGAUAUAGCAAGAAGGGCAUAACCAUUUUAUCUACUUAUAAAGAUCAGGUCAAAGUGAUCAGGCACUGUAUAAAGUCAGCAGAAGACAAAAUAUCCCAUAAAAUAUAUGACAACAAAGGGAAAAUUUCAGUUACCACAGUCGAUAACUUUCAAGGUGAGGAGAAUGAAAUCAUUUUACUUUCACUGGUAAGAAGUAAUGAAGAAAUGAAAAUCGGUCAUUUGAAAGACACAAAACGAAUAUGCGUUGCACUUUCCAGGGCUAAAAAUUGUUUGUUCGUCUUUGGAAACUUUCAAAGCAUUCAGAAAAAUGAGACCUGGAAAAAAAUAGUUUUUAAAGCGAAAGAUGAUGGAAAUUAUGGAAACAGCAUCUUGCUAAAGUGUGUCAAUCAUCCAAAUAAAACGACAGAGGUAUCUAAACCAGAGGAUUUUGACAUGAUCCCAUUUGGAGGAUGUGGCAAACCAUGUGGUUACCGGCGAGAGUGUGGUCAUAUAUGCGACUUGACAUGCCAUGCUAUUGCUGCCUACCAUGAAAGACCUUGUGAAGUGUUGGUGAGAAAAGUACACCCAAGAUGUAAACACGAACUACGACUUAGAUGUUCCACAAGGUUACGGACACCUCUCGGAUAUAUAAGUUGUCGCGUGUGUGAAAAAGAUUCUGGCCUUCCGUCCUCGUCUGAGGCCCAACCUGAUCAGGAUCGGGAUCCGAUGUCGUCACCAUGGUGACAUGAUCUAGAAACUAUAUAAGGAAAGUAGUCCAGAAGAAAUGACACUAAAUGGAGUAUGAAUGUUGUCGUGUUUGAUAACAUAAGGUAUGACAUAUUUACUGGAGCAUACACAACUU
This is a messenger RNA of Saccostrea cuccullata (small rock oyster), 3246 nucleotides long. Its product is annotated as NFX1-type zinc finger-containing protein 1-like. The record is from RefSeq and is a predicted model, not a curated record. Gene Ontology annotation, cellular component: nuclear RNA-directed RNA polymerase complex. NCBI's taxonomy places the organism in Eukaryota, Metazoa, Mollusca, Bivalvia, Ostreida, Ostreidae. The transcript has 2 exons. Gene Ontology annotation, molecular function: helicase activity. The coding region runs from base 69 to 3128 and encodes 1019 amino acids. Gene Ontology annotation, biological process: regulatory ncRNA-mediated heterochromatin formation.